AACAUUGGCAAGAUUUUCAAACUUUUUUUAGUAUCCAUAAUUUGACCUUAUGACUCUUUCUACCGUGCUCCUUAAACACGGGUCUUUUUCCAACACCCACCCUUAUAAUCAUGCCUUAACAUUAGUUACAAUUGCUAUUCUCACAAACUUCUAAUCCAACACCCACUUCUCCAACUUAGCUUACUUUUCCCACCUUUUUUUUCAAAAAAAAUAAUAUUGUUGCUAAUAUUUUGUUGAUAUUUCGAUAUGGGAAAUUCUUUAGGAGGUAAGAAAACCGCGAAAAUUAUGAAAAUAAAUGGUGAAACAAUGAAGUUUAAGACACCGAUACAAGCUAAGGAGGUGGUUAAGGAUUAUCCCGGUCAUGUGGUGUUGGAUUCGGAUGCGGUUAAACAUUAUGGUAUACGGGCAAAGCCACUUGAUCCGUUUCAUAAUCUCGAGCCUAAGAAGCUUUACUUCUUAGUAGAGUUACCCAAGUUUCCACAUGACCACCAGCACCGGGUUCCUAGGAGGGUCCGGUCUGGGAUCAAUAUGUCCGCUAAAGACCGCCUCGAAAGCUUGAUGCUUUCGAGGCGGUCUGUAUCAGACCUCUCCAUCAUGGGACCCGCUACUAGAAUUAUGGUUGACAGCGGGUCCCAUGAUGGGGUACAGGAGGGUGGUGAGGGAGGUGUGAACUCGGGUUUGAGGGUGAGGAUGAAGCUUCCCAAGGCGGAAGUGGAGAGGUUGAUGAGCGAAAACGCGGACCAAGACGCGGUAGCUGAGAAGAUUAUGGCCUUGUGUUUGGGGAAAACGGGUCAAAAUGAGACAAAGAGUAGUAGCGUAAAUAACGUUGGAAAUGGUGUGGCUAGCAAUUGGAAGGGCAAAGAUGUUGUUGAUGGUAAUUUGGGCCAACCGAUGGCUCGUAGUAGUCAAGGAGGUUACAAGAAACGAGUAGGCUUCAUGCCCAUUCGUGAAGGCGAGAUAAGACUAGCCGUUGCAUCAUGAUAAAGUAUGGAGAAUAAAUGAAGCAGUUCAAGGAAAAAAAAAAUAGCUAAAGUUAAAAUUUCACCAUAUGAUAUAGCUCAGAAUUAGAUGUAGUUUUUCUAUGCCAUUUUUUUUUCCAAUCAAAAAAGUAAAAGCUAAGAAAAAGAAAAAAAAAAUUAGUUUAUUACCUCGUAUCCAGCAUAUAAAAAUGAUGUUUAUGUACACCCACUUGUAUAUUGUACGAACAUAAUUUCUUUUUGCUGAGAUAUUUUACAAAUACUGGUUUUAACUAUGAAAGUUGGAUGUC
This is a messenger RNA of Chenopodium quinoa (quinoa), 1267 nucleotides long. RefSeq lists its product as uncharacterized. The transcript is spliced from 2 exons. NCBI's taxonomy places the organism in Eukaryota, Viridiplantae, Streptophyta, Magnoliopsida, Caryophyllales, Amaranthaceae. The coding region runs from base 247 to 981 and encodes 244 amino acids. The record is from RefSeq and is a predicted model, not a curated record.